Podarcis lilfordi (Lilford's wall lizard) is the source of this 27543-nucleotide messenger RNA. The record is from the annotation of a GenBank genome assembly. NCBI's taxonomy places the organism in Eukaryota, Metazoa, Chordata, Lepidosauria, Squamata, Lacertidae.
AGGCGACAGCAGGAUGGCGGGCGCAGAUGGGGGUUUGUACUGAAACUCCCUGGUGCAAAGACCCCUGGGCCCUUGCAGCUUAGAGUCAAAUGAGUGCAGAGCAUAGCAAGCAUGGGGAGGGCUGCUGGUAAUGCAUUGUUUCUCAGUCUAAGGCUAAAUUUUGAAUCAGAAUGAUUUUGUUGCCUGCCAUUAGGACUUGGGAGGAGCCAUAACUCAGCAGCAGAGCUCAUGCUUUGUAUAGAAAGUCCCAGGUUUGAACCCAGCAUUGCCAGGAAAGGCUGGGAAUUACUCCUUCCUGAAACCCUGGAGAGCCGUGGCAGUCAGUGCAGACAGCCCUGGUCUGACUCAGCCUAAGGCAGCUUCCUGUGUUCCUGUGCCUUCCGUGGCUUAAUGUUUAAUUGCUGCACUGCUGCAUUUAACAAGUGAAUUAAAGUGAGAAAUGCUCUGACCUGGUACGAGAUAUAUUCCUAUGUGCUUGUGCCAUCUGCAGGGAAGGGAUUCACUGCCUCGUAGCUGUUCAUUUUGUGACCAUGUUAUCAAAAACUCAAACUCUGUCGGCUGUGAUUCACAUUUCAUUACAACCUGGCUAAUAAGUUAGGGAUGCAGGUGGUGCUGUGGUUUAAAUCGCUGAGCCCCUUGGGCUUGCUGAUCAGAAGGUCAGCAACUUGAAUCCCUGCGACGGGGUCGGCUCCUGUUGUUCUGUCCCAGCUCCUGCCAACCUAGCGGUUUGAAAGUGCGCCAGUGCAAGUAGAUAAAAAGGUAUCACUGCAGUGGGAAGAUAAAUGGUGUUUCUGUCUUGGUGUCCUGUUGUGCCAGAAGCGGUUUAGUCAUGCUGGCCACAAGACCCGGAAAGUUGUCUGUGGACAAACGCUGGCUCCCUUGGCCUGAAGCAAGAUGAGCACCGCAACCCCAUAGUCACCUUUGACUGGACUUAACUGUCCAAGGGUCCUUUAACUUUACCUACCUUUUUUUACACCUUAUGUUGCCAGGCGAAAAUGUUCCUCUUUAACCAGGCCUUUGACAGAUUGUCGUCCAAUGCCCUUUUAAAAUGUGUUUAUGGGAGGGGGAUGUUGGCUUUUUAUGUAUUAUGUAUUUUGUGUUUUUAUGUUGUUAACUGUCCUGAGAUCUGUGAAUGAAGGACAGUAUACAAAUUUAAUAAAUAGCAAGGAAAAGAGGCUAGCUAAAGCUGGAAAACAGGUAUUUGGGCAGAAUCUGGAGUUAUCCAAACCCCAAGCUGUCUGAAGGCAAUCCAGUUUAGGGAAGGUUUUUUAAAAUGUUUUAUUAUGUUUUUAUAUAUGUUGGAAGCUGCCCAGAGUCACUGGAGCAACCCAGUAAGAUGUGUGGGGUAUAAUUAGUAAAAUUAUGAUUAUGGAAAGAGACAUCCCUAUUUUCAUCGCAGAAAUGUUGGAGGGUAUGUCACACAGGGCAAAGAAAAUUUGCUGGAUGCUAAGGGGCACAAGUCUCUUGUGCAAUUAAAAGAAAGCAGAGCGCGUCAUGAACCAAUCAAAACAAAUUCCAGAGGUACCUCAUGCAGAGGCACAGAGGGGGAGGGCUUCACCUGAGGGCCUUUUUGGUAGCAGUUCCCAGACUUUGGAGGCCAGGCCAGCUCCUUCCUCACAGUCCUUCCACCUGCAGGGGAAGACAGUAUCAUUCUGGCAGGCUUUGGGGAACCAACUGAUUUGAAGGAAAGGGCUUUGAAUUGUGCUGUGCAGUUGUUACUCUCUGUAUUUUAUUGUUUGUUUUGAUAUUAUUUUAAUUUUAUUAUAGUUUAAUUACUUUUAAACUAAUAUAUUGUAUAUGUUUUUAGCUGCCAGUAAGUAAGUAAGUGGGACGUGGGUGGCACUGUGGGUUAAACCACAGAGCCUAGGACUUGCUGAUCAGAAGGUCGGCGGUUCAAAUCCCCGUGACAGGGUGAGCUCCCAUUGCUCGGUCCCAGCUCCUGCCAACCUAGCAGUUUGAAAGCAUGUCAAAGUGCAAGUAAAUAAAUAGGUACUGCUCCGUCGGGAAGGUAAAUGGUGUUUCCGUGCGCUGCUCUGGUUCGCCAGAAGCGGCUUAGUCAUGCUGGCCACAUGACCCAGAAGCUGUACAACGGCUCCCUCGGUCAGUAAAGCGAGAUGAGCGCCGCAACCCCAGAGUUGGCCACGACUGGACCUAAUGGUCAGGGGUCCCUUUACCUUUACCUUAAGUAAGUAAGUAAAUCCCAUCUAGAUUCCUUGAGGCUGAUUUUAUUAUGUUAGCCCACAAAGUCAUGUCCAUCUGGAUAUGUGUAAACAGGUGUAAAUAAUUAGCCAUUAGUAGCUGCCUCCAUGUAAAGGGAAACAUGUAGCCUUUUAACGUGAAGUACAACUCUGGUUCUGCAACUGGUCAAGGCAGGGCUAAAGAGUUGUAGUCUUGUAUGUUUCCACAAAAGGGUGUUUUCUUCCUGCAAGUAUAAUACCAGGAUCCUGCAAAGUCAGAAGUGUUUUUUUGUUUAUUUGCCAUGUGUCUAGGCAUCUUCAGCUGACUUCAGAGGAAGUUUAUUUAUUGCUGCUUGCCUUCCAGAACUAAGCAACACAACAAGAAAAUCCACUGAGCCCCAGAAACAAGACGCAAUAUUAACAUCCCUCCAGCACGAUGGCAGGCAAGAAAAUCCAGAUGCAUCCUGUAAGCCCUCCCAAGAAGCAGAUCCCUCUGGGUAGGUUCCAGAUGCAUAAAUAUUCAGCCAGUAUUGGUUUAUUCUGACAACUAAUAAGUAAGUGAUCCUUUCCUUCCAUUUUGUUUUUGUCAGGCAUGAUCCUUCUCAAAAUUUCUCUUCUGGCUCUCCUAAGCAUUCCAGUGAACCUCCACCUAAAGCAAAUCUGGUAAAAGAAAGCGACCGAUUUGCGGAGGUCCAACUGCAGAAGAAGUCCUCUCGUGAGUAACGCUGAAGAAAUACUGCCAUGAAAUGCUGGCAGUUUGCAUGGAGGUUUCUGCCAAGGUCUCCAGAUAUAAAGCCACCCCAAUGUGCACAGAGGUCCAAGCAGCUCACACGCAAAUGACUCCCCGAUGGCACUGCGACACCCCUCUUCGUGGCUGCUCCACUGAGGCAUUGCAGGGCCCCUGACUGCAGUCCGAGCAGGCUGGAAUGGCAAAUACAUUUGUCACCGGCUUCCUCCAGCACCUUGUGGAAGCCAAAACACAGGAGGCGACAUGACCGUUGGGGGCAGCAUUACAGUGCUGGCCUGUGUGGGAAAUUGCUGGUGAUUCGGGGUCCUUGAUUCCACGUCUCCCCCUCUCAGAUAAUUAAUUCCUAGUCUACAUCUUAUUUGUUUCAGGAAAUGUAUACACCGCUUGAUUGUAAGAUACCUCAAAGUGUUUCUUUGUUCAGACAAUAAAAUCAAGAAAAAAUCACAACCAUACUUAAAGCCAAAUCCAAAUAACUUUCUUGUACUAGCCACUGGCCAUGACAAAUUGGAUUUGGGCUUAAAGCAGGGGUCCGCAACCUUUUUCAGCCGUGGGCCGGUCCAUCGUCCCUCAGACCAUGUGGUGGGCCAGACUAUAUUUUGAAAAAUAAAUGAAUGAAUGAAUUCCUAUGCCCCACAAAUAACCCAGAGAUGCAUUUUAAAUAAAAGCACACAUUCUACUCAUGUAAAAACACGCUGAUUCCCGGACCGUCCACGGGCUGGAUUGAGAAGGCGACUGGGCCGCAUUCGGCCCCCGGGCCUUAGGUUAACUACCCCUGGCUUAAUAUACAAGUUAAUGUUAUGUAUUGAAGUUGAAAGCUACCUCAACUUUCUAAGCAUCUGAGUCAGCUUGUCUAAACAAUGAUGUUUUUAGCAGGAGCCAAAACGAGUAACUGUACAGCAAACUCCCUCAACAGGCAGGGAGUUCCAGAGUGCAGCUGCUACCAUAUGAAAUGACUGAGUUCUGACAAAUGCAGAACAGGUGUGUGUCAUCUGGCACCUGUUUUAGUGCCAAUUCUGCCAAUCAAAGUGGCACAUGUAGAGUGAGGGGAUCUCGAAGCUACACUGGUCCCAAGUUGUUAUGGACUUUACCUUGAAUUUGGCCCAGUAGCAAAUCAGCAGCCAGGGCAGCUCUCUGAGCACAGGUGACAUACGCAGACAAGGCCUCACUCCUAUCAGCAAUUGUGCUUCUGGAUCAGGUGCAAGGGCAGCCCAACAUGCAGCGCACUGCAGUAAUCCAGUCUUGAAAUAACCAAUGCAUGAAGUACUGUUGUAAGACUUUCCGGGUCCAGGAAUGGCCACAGCUGCCCAACCAGUUGCAGCUGAUAAAAGGCUCUUCUAGCCAAUGAAGCUGCCUGAGUCUUCAGGGACAGAAAUGGUGCCAGAAGCACCCCCAAACUGCAACCCUGCCCAGGGCAGGCAACUGACCAGUUUCUCAGACAUGGGAGCUACUCAACCAUUGUGUCUCUGUCUUGCUAGGAUUCAAGCUCAGCUGGUUUUUCCUCAUCCAUUUCACCCCUGUGUCCAGGGAGUGCAUGGUCUCUCCUGAUUCAUGUGUGGGUCAUCAGCAAACUGAUGGCACCUUGCCCCCAAACUGCUGAUGAAGCUCCCAGCAGCUUCAUAAAGGUAUUAAAUAGCUGAGAGGCCCUCUCCCAAUGCCCCUCUCUGGACUUGGUCCUAUAAGACCCUGGCCCCAAUUCCCAUGCCCUGGAGCAAGUCCAGGAGGAAACCAUGGUCUUAGUAUGGUUUGCCCACCUUCCUGAAAAUGAUAUACAGGUGGUACCUAACACCAUAUUAAUUGGCAAAGAUGUCUAAAUCAGCAUCAGAUGUCUGUUGGAAGUGUAAAGAAGGUUUAUUUUCCCACAUGUGGUGGACAUGUAAAGUGGCUAAAGACGUUUGGGAGCUGAUCUAUAAUGAGAUAAAAAAGAUACUUAAACUAACUGUCCCAAAAAGACCAGAGGCCUUUUUAUUAGGGAUAACUGGAACACAUGUUGCUCCAAAACAGGUGAAUCUAUUUCUUUAUGCAAUAACGGAAGCGCAAAUAUUGUAAGCUCAAAAAUGACGUGAAGAGGUGCUACCUACUAGAAAAGAAUGGCAGCUGAAAUUGACAGAAUAUGUAGAACUGGCAAGUUUGGCUUGUUAAAUUGGAGAUCAAAAAGAGACAGACUUUAAGGAGGACUGAAAAAUGUUUGUGGAUUAUUUAAAAGCUCAUUCAAUCAAUUUUAUUGUUUAUAGCCAAAGGCCUUUACAAUAGAUGACAAAGGAAACUUUCAUCUAAAAUCGUACAACGCAACCUGUAACAAUUUACAACAUAAAAAUAAAUUCACAAAUUUGGCCACAUGGUGCGUCUCCAUCUCCAUCGUUUUACCCAGGCACUGAGGUCCAGAGCCGAGGGCCUUCUGGCAGUUUCCUCCCUGCGAGAAGCCAAGUUACAGGGAACCAGGCAGAGGGCCUUCUCAGUAGUGGCACACGCCCUGUGGAACGCCCUCCCACCAGAUGUCAAAGAGAACAACAACUACCAAACUUUUAGAAGACAUCUGAAGGCAGCCCUGUUUAGGGAACCUUUUAAUGUUUGAUGCAUUACUGUAUUUUAAUAUUUCGUUGGAAACCACCCAGAGUGGCUGGGGAAGCCCAGCCAGAUGGCCGGGGUAUAAAUAAAUUAUUAUUAUUAUUAUUAUUAUUAUUAUUAUUAUUAUUAUUAAUGUUUGUCUGCUAGGAGUUCAACGGGCACUUCCUGUGUGGAUCGACCUGGAAGCCAAUUAAGGAUCAGAAAUAUAAAUUUCCCUCUAGGCGUUGUGUACAGGGGGCAAAUCAGCAGAAGAGUAUGUGAUGUCGUCUACCUCAUGGCAACCAUGUAUACAUUUGCAAUAGAUUACUGAAAAACUCCAUGGAAACCUGAUAAAAUGCAAGUAGGAUUUGAGAAAAGACAGCAGUGCAAAGUACAGCCGUACCUUGGUUCUCGAACAGAAUGCGUUCUGGGAGUCCGUUCGACUCCUAGAACCGUUCAAAAACCAAGGCGCAGCUUCUGAUUGGCUGCAGGAGCAUCUUGCAGCCAAUCGGAAGCCACAGAAGCCACGCUGGAUAUUCGGCUUCCAAAAAUCGUUCGAAAAACCAGAACACUCACUUCCGGGUUUUGACUGUUUGGGAGCCGAUUUGUUCAGGACCCAAGGUGUUUGAGAUCCAAGGUAUGGUGGAGGGAUUUUUUAGGAAGAAGUGAAGACUUAGAAUAAUUAUAAUACGCAGCAGGAGUUGGAAUUUUGGGGGAACCAUGGAGGGAUGGAGGGGAAGUCCUAGGCUGAAUGACUAAGUGUUGAAUUUGAAAUGUUGUUGAAUUAUUCUUUAUUUUUCAAAUUACUAUAAAUAGAUAAAAAGAAAAGAAAGCUCAGCCAUUCUUACAAUUUCUCUCUCUUCUUUAGGAGAUAAUGAGAAUUCAGACACAGAAUGGACAUUUUAUCCAAGUUCCUUUGGUCACACUUAUCACACGGGGAAAAAGUGUUUCUUUGAGGGUGUACACCUCAGAAACAAAACCACAACAUCUGAAAGGACAGUGGAAAUGUGCUUUGGAAAGAAGAAAUAUGGUAACACCACAGAAACCUCUUUCAAUUCUUUAUCUUAAUAUCUUAAAGUUUUGGGCUACCAAAACUAUGAGGUUCAGUUCUCAUGUUUUCAUACACAUUUUCCAAGGUGGAAUCAGCCACAUGUGAGUUUUGUCUCCUUUUCAUUUUUCAAUGUAUAGGUCACUCAACUUUUUUCAGGCCAAAAACUGCACUGAGGUCAAAUCUCUGUGAGCUACAGCUGAAAGUGGGGAUGUCAAAAUGUGUGUGCCCCAAAUUUGCCAUUUUAAAAAAGGAGGAAUGAGGGGAGGGGUGUCACAAAACAUUUUGGCAUCACCAAAUUGCAUCAGGGCCCCACAAGAGUGGUCUGUAAAUAUAGACAGAUAAUUUAAAACAUUUCAAACGGUACCACUUUGGGGCUCCUUGGGAAGCCACAAAGCUGACUGGCAUUACAGUGUGUGUGUGCGGGGGUGCCAUUAUACAUACACACACACACACACACACACACACACACACACAUAUGUAUAUAACCUCUGGAAUCACAGUAUUGCAAUGAGAGACGUGGGAACAAUGAGCAUUUUUUUAAGCAUUUUUUUUAAAAAUAGUUUAAAACUUUUUAGUGAUUUUUAAACGGGGUUGGAAGUGAACACCCACCCACAUCCAUUUGACAGCAUAUUGUCACCGCUGUGGAUCCACCGGAGCACUCAAGACUUGUUAGAAUAAAGCCAUCUUCAAAUGAGAAAUGUUGAUGGUUCAGGGGCCACAACAUCUCUUAGGGGACUGGGGGCCACCUUCAAGUCCUUGGGUUAGUCACCCCUGGUAUAGAUGAUUAUCAUUUUUCCCCAUAUCCAUAGCCUUGCCCCCUGCCUCCAAGGCUCUGAAAAUCUGUUGCUCUUUUAACAUUGCUUUUUGUUUAUUCACGUUAUUUUAAAUUUUGUUUUCAGUUGUGUGAGGUGCUUUAUACUCUGUGAAAAUGGGGGUAUAGAUAGGUUAAUGAAAUACAGCAAAUGCUUUGGCUUGAAUAUUUUUGUGAUCAAGAAGGUGGGCCUGAAAUGUUUACUGAAAGGUUUCCGAAAACCUGCCACUUGUUGUCUAGUUCCGUGUUAUUCCUUGCCCUGAUUGGUUGCAGAUCCAAUGCCACCAAGAUAUCAAAGGCCACUAAGAGAUCACACAAGAGCAACUGCCUUGCCCCCCCUCGACCCUCUCCUAAAGAAGGACAGCAUGCAUCAUGGGUCAGAAUUGUAGCAUUUCAAGAGUGUGACUGUGGACUCAUCUACACAGCUGCAAAUAAAACAUUUUAAAUGUGUUGUAAAGUGCAAUAUACAAAUGUGACACUAGAUAGCGACAGUGACCUAUGCCAAGUUCAAUGUAUUUUUCAAAACUUUUUUUUAAAAAAACAUUUUCACAGCAUUUUUAUAUGUGUGUAGAUUUCACCAUAAUCCGGUACUGCAGAUGCUUCUAUUUAAAAUUUAAGAAAGUGGUUUUAGGUUUAUAGUGGCAUUUGUUGUUUAGUCGUCUUAGUCAUGCUCGACACUACGUGACCCUAUGAACCAGAGCAUGCCUUGGAAACUCACUUUCUUCUCAAAGCGUCUCCUUUUUUAUGUCCAUGGAGUUUUCUUGGCAAAAUACUGGAGUGGUUUGCCAGUUCCUUCUCCAGGUGGAUUACAUUUAGUCUAAACUCUCGGCUAUGACCUGUCUGUCUUGGGUGGUCCUGCACGGCAUGGCUCAGAGCUUCUUGGGGUUAUUCAAGCCCCUUCGCCACAACAAGGCAGGGAUCCAUGAAGGGGUUAUAGUGGCAUACAUAGCUUUAAAUUAAUGUUAUCUAUGUGCAUGACUCAAAUGGAUCUUUUUCUACGGUUCAAAUGGUAGAAACUAAACUUUUGUCCCCCGUGUCCUAUCUAGUUGUGUUUUUAUUUGUCAUCACAGUGACUGAAGAUGCCUCCAGAAAUGGUAUUCCGUUGGUGACACUGGGAGACCACCCUUAUGCCUAUCCAGAACAAAGCAAAGACUUCCACAAACUGGGACCAACCCUGCCUCCAGUGAACUUUGGGAGGCAAGUUCCACACUCAGCCCUGUGAUGGCUGAUGAUAACAGUGAUCAUCACAUUCCACAUUUAAAGUGACGCAAUAAAGCAAUAAAUCUCUCUAAACAAUAUACAGUCGUACCUUGGUUCUCAAACGCCUUGUGACUCAAACAUUUCGGCUCCUGAACGCCGCAAACCCAGAAGUGAGUGUUCCAGUUUGCUAACGUUCUUUGGAAGCCAAACAUCCAAUGCAGCUUCCGACUGAGUGCAGGAAGCUCCUGCAGCCAAUCAGCAGCUGAGCUUUGGUUUUUGAACGUUUUUAGAAGUCAAACGGACUUCCGGAACGGAUUCCAUUCGACAACCAAGGUAUGACCGUACACACAUUAAUAAAAAGUGAAUCAUAUACAAAACUACAAAUGCAAUAAGAUACAGCACCUGAGUCCAACAUGACUAAAAUAUUGAUCUCAAUAAAAUGACAUAAUUCUAAGACUCCUAAUUGUUCCUUGGCUGCUGAAUCCCUUCCUGUCCAGCACAUGGUGACGCACAGUGUCAGGUGUGCAUUUGCAACCCAAAUUGGGACCCAUGCCAGCUGUAACUAUGGCUGCAGGAUGGAGGUUCCCCACCUUGAUCUAGACUUUCUUCAAGUCUCUCCCCUUUGUUACUACUGCUUCACCAUCCUUUUUUUAAAAAAAUAAUAUUUAUUGAGAAUUUUAAGAUUACAAAAAACAAAGAAAAAAAAACAAGGAAAAAAAAACAAGUAGCAUUUAGACAAUACGAAUCAAUAAAAAAAACAAGGUCAAAAAAACAAAAAAACACACAUAGUACAUCAAAAUCAAAAAGCAAAAAUAGACAAAAAAUUUAAAAACAAAUCCAAUAUUCCCAAAUCAUUAACUGUCAUUACUUUGUUUCAUCGACCUCCUCACACGUCCCUUUUUUGUAUUCUAGUUGUUAAUUAUCUCAGCAAAUCCUUUCCCUCUUUCAUAAUAUUCUAUCAUUAAAUUACCUUAAUCUAUUUUAACCUUAUCUUACCUAAAAAGGCCCUAAAACUUAAAACUUAAAUCUUAUUUAUACCAAAUUCUCUUAACCAUGACAUAUUCUUACAUAAUUCUUUUUAACAUUUCUGCUAAAGCCAAAUAAUUUCAUUCCAACAUUUUUCUAAUACUCUUUUACAAGAUUUUCCUAAAUAAUUUGUUUAAAACUUUCUUCCAAUCUUCAUCCAACGUCUCUUUCUCCUGGUCUCGGGUUUUGUCAGACCUUUCUACCCCAUCCAUCUAGUCCAUCAACCUGGUAACCUUAUAUCCGAGGCCCUUGGAUCUCUUCCAUGUCCCAUCCGCAGAUCUUCUUCAUAUUUAUACCUGUGCUUUACUUUGUCUUCUGCUCCUUUCACUCGGGGAGACUCCAGCUUGACAAUGCUUUUGUCCCUUCUCGACAGAUCAGCCCCUUUUCCAAAGUCAACACUGAACUCCAUGUGGUAUUUAAAAGCAUGUUUCAAAGUCCCUCCAAAGUUAAGGGCCCGCACAACUCCGAACGCCUCCUGGCCCAAAGCCAGACUUGAAAAGUCAAAACAUCCCUGCAUAGGGGGGUCUAUCCAGCCCCCCAUCUCCAAGCCAAACAGAACUCUGUCUCUCCAAAUCUGUCUUUCUCUAGGUUCAUUCGUCAAGUCCAGCAACUCAUGUUCCUGCUGGGCCACAGUUCCCUCCAUCUCUGCCUCACUAGGUCCAGCAACAACCUCCUCCCUCAUCUGAUCUGUCAAAGCACACUCCUGAGUUAAUUCCUGAGUGGGUUCUAAAUAAGUACCCACUGCCUGUCCAAACUUUCCAAUCCCAACAGUCAUCAAAUCCAUCUUCUCAUGUAACUGUUCCAAUAAAGCACUUGUCUUACAAAAGGCCAACACCAGAGCCUCUGAGUACAUUGUUGUUGAAGGUCAGAGUCUGUUCCCACGAUCUUAAUCUAUUGCUGCUCCCCAGUUCAAAUUUACAGUUUCACAAGCUCCCUCUAGGGGAAAAGCUUCUAUUUGUAUCCAUCUCUCUCUUUUUUUUUAAAAAAAGCAAAUCUAACAACAAAGUUUCCUUUUUCAGAUAUUUUGUCAAUAUUUUGUUCCUUUUAGAUGCGAAGGGGAACAAAGGAAUCAAUAUGUUUCUCUUCUUUUAACUAUCUGUCAAAAACGUUUGUCUAUAGUCAAUGAACUUCCCGAAGACGUCUGUCCUGACACCCCGCUCCCAGGUUCAGGACGGUGGAUAAUUGCUUUUCUUUACUUGUCUUCUGCAAGUUUAAUCAGUCCAGAAAAAGUUCCCCCCUCUUCUCCUUCUUCCAAGGGGGGGGUUCAGUAAUUUUAAAUGAUGAAAAUUGAUCCUUUACACACGAUUUUCUAAGCUCUAGCUUGCCGUGUCUUUGCUUCAAUCUAUUUACAAAAAGCGGAAGGCAGACUUCCUGUUUAUACCUUUCCGCUUCAGUGCCAAAUUAAAGGAAAUUUCUUAAUCCAAUUUUCCGUUCUACUCACGGGUACUUGUUUAGAGUCCAAUUGUCCACAGGAAAAAGUCAGCGCUCUCCGGCAACAGCAAUGCGGCUUCACUCCGUGAAACAAGCAGUCGAUUCAAGGCACCGCGCCACUCACCCCACGUCACUCCGGAACCCUGAAAUCGGGUUUCCCCGUGAGUAGGGGGGGCGCAAAGGUACCGGCCGAAUCCCACGUCCACAGGCUUCCCCCGCCUUUGGUUUUUGAUGGGUCUCCGCCUCGCCGUGGCGGUUCAGACCCUGUUUUCCACGGAGCGGAUUCCUCCCGAUCGGAGGAAAUCCGCCAUUGCCAGAGGCGCCAACCCGGAAGUCCUGCUUCACCAUCCUUUUUGUUUAGACAAAUAUCUGUAUCUUCCACCUUAGAAAACACAGUGCUUGUUUUUCAUGCCAACCUUUUAUACUCGGCCUAUGCCUCUAAGUGGGCCUCAACUACAGAGCAGGCAAGAGGUCACUGGAGUGCAACCCCACCACAUAUCAUACUUUAUGACCUACAUCCCUAUUAAGGCCCAAGCUAUUGUUUUGAAUCCUUUAUCUUAGACCCUGUUCAGCAUAGCAAAGGUUUCAUUUCAAAAAUGCAUAGCUUAAUGUUAGAUGCUAAUACACAAGUCUUUCAUAAACUUAAGGUUACAGUGGGAAGAGGAUCUUGGAGAGGAAAUUACAGCUUGAUAAUGGAAUAAAAUAUUGCCAGACUGGUCCUGUAAAUCUUUGUCUUCCCAAAGGAGACACACAGAUCUGUCUUUACAUUGUUUAACACAGAUUUUGUGCCAUCAGCAUGACAGUUGUCUUAUGGGCAUUAACUUGUGCCUUUUGUGCCACUGUUGGCCAUCAAAACCCUUUAAGAAGCUAGAGAUUUUGCGAUAAUGACGUUUGAUGUGGCUGCUAGGAUUUAUGCUAUUGUUUUGCUAUUUUCAAGAGAGAUUUCUAAAAAAAAACAACCUGCAGUCUUUCUAAGUAUAUAUAUUGUGAGAAAUAUUUGAUGUCUAUGGUGACCUGUAUGUGACUUUCUGGAACCAAAGCAAAAAGCCAUAGAUUUAUAUAGAGAAAUUUCCAAACUUGUAGAAGCUCAGAGGCAAUUUUUACAAGUGAACUCAUUUUAUUGUCAAGAAAAAAACAAAUCCAUAUAUCUUCUAUAGUCUUGAACAAGAAAUGUGGGUUCUAUUAUUGAAAGAACUUGCACCUCAUAGCAACUGCAUUAGGAUUUUGCACAUGUAAUGCCAAACCAAAUCAAAUCAAAAUCAAUGAUGUGUCUGUUCCCUAAGUCCAAAUGGCUUUUGUUUUCUUUUUUAAUAGUUCCAAGUAUAUAAAGCAGUCAGAUACGUUUAUUCCUCUCCAGCACUUGCCAGGAGUUCCUUGGUAUGUAUCUAGUAUUUCAUUUAAUACUCUGCCCUUGUAUGCUUUUAUUGUUUUAUGCUUUAAGACAAACAAAGUAAUCCUACCCUUGGAGAAUAGGGAAGGAUAUGCCAAUUUCAGUUCUCUCUGCUUCUCAUUUUUCAUUCAGCGCUUUAUGUUAAUUUAUCCUAAUAAACACAGUUUCAUAUGCAGUUUCAACUAAUAUACACAUUUUCGCAAGUAAUUUCUCCUAAUAUAAUGCAUGGGUUGGUUGGAGAAUUGCAAAAUUUGGGUAAGUACAAAAUUUGCAUAAUGACUGAGUUUUGGCUAUCAUUGGAAAGUGUGAAUUCAGUAGAUUCACCUUUAAAUGCAAACUUUAGCCUCCGCCCCUAGCUAGAGAGCAGCAAGAGAAAUUGAUAUGCCACUGUCCUGGUUCAGAUGUUUAUAUGUAGAACUAAGCCACAGAGCAUCCAGGUUAUGCUUUCAUGGGCUUUUGGUGAAGCACUUAAGAGUCACUUGCAACUCUAGUAAAUAGAUUUUUUAAGAGCUUAUUUUAAGCAUGACAUGAAGAGGUCAAGCCAGCUGUUAAUCUUGCAACGAAAAACUAAGAAAGUAACUAUUUACUUUUUGUGUACUGUAUGUGAUUCAGUUGGUGAUUUAUUUAUAUCUUGAAGUCCAACUAACAAAGGAAAUUAGCAAAAGUAUUAAAAGCAAGUUGUAAUAAAUGUAGGGGUUGCUCGUGCGCAAGUUGGUGCCACUCCUGGCUAGGUUGCCUUGUUAAACCUUUUCUGUCUGGACAGCCCUGCACUUCGUGGCUGUUCAGUCGCUAGCAGAAUCCGUCAGUGGGUGUUUCUUAAACCUUUUCCAGCAUAAAAGUUGUUUGACUCCAAGCCUCCUCCUACUCUCCCUGCGCGGAAGCCUUCUGCGCAGGGAGGGCGUGGGUAGCGGAGGACCCGUGCUCUCCUCGCUGAUCUCCGGCGAGGAGUCCUGGAGCCCCCUCGCUGAUUCCCCCAUCUGCCCCCCUUUAUCCCUGGUGUUACGCUGAUUUCUUUCCCCAGCUGGUGAGCCGCCUCUCCCCCUGCUGGGCCCUUCUCCAGCAUCGCUUGAGAGCCUAGCCUCCGCCUCUGGCUCCGAUGUCAGUUCCCUGACAUCCACCUCCCCCCCAGGACCCCCUUCACCCCGGCCCCACCUUUUUAUACAAAAACGUCCCUUUCCUCGGCCGACGAUGCGGGGAAUCCCCGGAAGGAGCUGUCGCCAUCCUCUGAGGAUUCAAAACCCGCUUCCCACCCACUCUGAUCUCUCCCUGCGGGGUGGGCCUCCCAGUCUGAUUCUUCUUCCUCCGAAGCCUCUCCUCCCUCCUCUUCGGAGGCAGAAAAACCCACAAAAUCCUCUUCAUCGUCUGUGGUUCCAAAUUGCUCCUCCCAGAAUCUCGCUAGUGGCUUGGGUUUGUCCAGGAACAGGCUGUGGAAUCCCUCCACAAGAUACCCGUCAUUGAUUGCCUCCGCGGGAACCCACGUGUUUUCCGACCCGGGUUCUCCCUCCCAAGCUACUCGCCACCUUGAAUCGAGUAUUUCCGUGGCCCGGUUGUGGUGUUCCCUCUCCUCUAUCUGCGGGUGUGUGGUGACUUCGCCUUCCCGCCCCAGGACUCCCCGCCCCUCCCUGUACGGUGAGAGUAGGGACCUAUGGAACACCGGGUGUAUCUUCAUGCUGUCUGGCAACUUGAGCUUGAAUGCCACGGGGUUCACCUGCUGUGUUACCUCAAACGGCCCCAGCCGCCUUGGCUGCAACUUCUUGCACCCCCCCUUAAAGGGUAACCCUUGGGUUGACAACCACACCCGGUCCCCCACCCGUAUGGUCUCCCUUUCCCUACGGUGCUUGUCUGCCUGCCUCUUGUAAAUUUCCUUGGCCUGUUCUAAGUUCAUCUUAAGUUGCUGGUGCAGAGCCUCCAUUUCUUCCACAAACUGCUCUGCCGCAGGUACGCUCCACCCUUCCUCCCCACUCCCCGGGAAGGCCCUGGGGUGACACCCAUAAUUGGCCAUGAACGGGCUCAUUCCCGUGGACACAUGUUCAGCGUUAUUGUACGCAAAUUCAGCCAGCGCUAGUUUCUCUACCCAAUCAUUCUGCCUCUCGCUGACGUAGCAGCGUAGGUAUUGCUGGAGUACACUGUUCGCUCUUUCUGCUUGCCCGUUGGUUUACGGAUGUCUCGCCGUCGAGAAGCUCACCUCUACCUGCAGCAAACUCAUGAGCUUCCUCCAGAAACGGGAAGUAAAUUGUUUCCCGUGAUCCAAAAUUACUCUCAAGGGAGCCCCAUGCAACCUGAAGAUGUGAUCCACAAACAACCUGGCUGUCUCCUCUGCGGUCACCGAAUGUGAACAAGCUAUGAAAUGGCACAUCUUUGUCAAUAGAUCGACUACUAUCAUGACUGCUGUCUUCCCCCGGGACUUGGGCAAAUCGGUCAUAAAAUCAAUGGACACCACCUCCCAGGGUCUUCCCGGCGUGGGUAAGGGUUCCAGUAACCCUUCGGGGGCAGCCCUUUCCCCCUUUGCCCUUUGGCAGCGGUCGCACCCCCAUACAUAUUCCCGUACAUCCUCCCUCACCCUUGGCCACCAGAACUGCCUGGUGACGAGCAUCAUGGUUUUGUGCUGUCCAAAGUGCCCAGCUGUGGGGCUGCCGUGGAGUUUUUUGAGUACCUUUCCCCUCAGGGUCUCCCCGGUACAUACAGCGCCCCCUUAUAGUACAGCACCCCUUCCUUUUCCUCAAAACCCCCUUGGUUUUCUCUUCCAUCUCGGAGUUCCCGGAUUUUAGUUUGAGCUAACACGUCGUUUCUAGUAAGCCCGGCCAGUUCUCGUUUCCCAACCAAGGCUCCCCCACACACGCAUCGGUCCUCGGGGAUCACGUGUCGUAUCUCUGGCGGUCCCUCUCCUUCCAUGUACUCCGGCUUCCGGGAGAGAGCAUCUGCUCUUACGUUUUCCUCUCCUGGCACGUAUCGGAUUUCGAAGGAAAACUUGGAGAACUCCUGUGCCCAUCGAAUCUGUCUCUGGUUGAGUACUCUUGCGGUCCUCCAGUACUCCAAGUUCUUGUGAUCAGUACAAACCUGGAUCUUGUGCUGUGCCACUAUCAGCAGAUGUCGCCAUCGGCAAAACGCCGCAUAGAUCGCAAGCAGUUCGCGGUCGUACACCAUAUAGUUUUGCUCUGACUUGCUCAGCUUCCUCAAGAAAAAGGCACACGGCUUCCAUUCCUGUUUGCUCCUCCCUGGCUGCAAAAGAACCGCCCCAAUGGCUCUGUCGGACGCGUCGGUCUCUAGCCUCAUGGAUUUCUCCAGAUCAACGUGCAGGAGCUGCUCUUCCGAAGCGAACGCCUUCUUCAGUCUUUCAAAGGAUUGCUGGGCACUUUCUGUCCAGACAAACUUCUUUUGCUGCUGAGACAAUCUGUGAUGGGCGCUGUCAAGUGGGCGAAGUUCUUGAUGAACUUCCUGUAGAAGUUGCUGAACCCUAGGAACCUCUGCACGUCCUUCCGGGUUUUGGGGGCCUUCCAUUCCAGCACCGCCUGCACCUUGCUUGGGUCCAUAGCUAGGCCUUUGUCUGACAACUUGUACCCCAGAAACUCGACUUCUCUGGUGUGAAACUGACAUUUUUCCAGCUUGACUCACAACUGGUGCUUCUGCAGUCUCUUUAGCACUUCCCUGACAUCUCUGACAUGUUGCUUCUCAUUGUCCGAAUAGAUUAAGACGUCGUCCAAGAAGGCUACGCAGUUCUUGUACAGCAGGGACCCCAACACGUGGUGCAUGAAAGCUUGAAAACAGGCGGAGCCCGACUGUAAUCCAAAUGGCAUAACUAAGUACUCAAAGGCCCCCAGCGGGGUUGACAUUGUGGUCUUCCAUUCGUCCCCCUCCCUCAUCCUAAUCAAGUUGUAUGCUCCCCUGAGGUCCAGCUUGGUAAAAAAUUUUCCCUGCCUCACCCGUGUUAAAAUGUCGUCCAUCCUGGGCAUUGGGAAGGUCACGGGUUCUGAUACCAAAUUUAACGCCCUAAAAUCUACGACCAAUCUGGGCUGGUUAGUCCCUUUUUUGUCCACAAAGAACACCGGACUGCCCCCCAUCGCCUUUGAUUCCCUUAUGAACCCCCUCUUCAGGUUCUUGUCAAUAAACUCCCGCAACUCCUUCAUCUCCCGGUCCGACAUGGCAUACAGUUUACCCACUGGCAGCUGAGCCCCUGGGAGCAAGUUGAUUUGGCAGUCAAAGGGUCUAUGGGGGGGUAGUCUAUCCGCCUCCUUCUCGCUGAAGACCUCCUGCAGGUCAGCAUAUUGUGGUGGCACCUCCCCUUUCGGCUCCACCACUAACCCAGCCACCCUGGCCACGGUCAUCCUUGGGGUUUUCCCCCCUAGACAGUGUUCGAAGCAGUAAGCUGACCCAAAGGUGACCGUCCGCUGAUGCCAUGCCACUACUGGAUCAUGUAGUGCCAGCCAGCUCAUCCCUAAUAUUAUUGGGGGUCCUGCCAGUGUGGCUACGUGAAAGGCAAUGGUCUCCGUGUGCCUGGAAACCCUCAUUCUCAUUGGUGGGGUCUGGUGCGUCACUUCCCCUCCCAGAAGCUCCCUGCCAUCAAGGGUGGUCACUUGCAAGGGAAAAUCCAGGGGCAGCAGGUGGAGCUGGUGCUCUAGGGCGAAGUCCUUGCUGAAGAAAUUGCAGGAACUGCCUGAAUCCAACAGCCCCUUCACCUUGACUGGGUGCCCAUUCGGGAGUUCUAGCACCACUUCUAUGGCUAUGGCCGCUCUGGGGGGGUCUGGCUGGGGCACUUCUAUUGGUUGCUGGCCUGGCUGCUGUGCCCGCUGAGUGGCAGCCAAGCGUUGGCGUUUCCCUGCUCCUGCUCUUUCCCCCCUCCUCCUCACCUCCAGCAGCUCCCACCAUUCCUUGCCAGGCCUUUCUUUGAGGGCAGACCCUGGCAAAAUGUCCUGGCCGCUGGCAGAGGAAACACUUCUUAUUAGUUUUCCAAUCCUUUCCCUCCCUUUUGCGACCUUCACUGGAGUUUGAAACCUCCCGCGCGCCCGCGCGCCAUCAAUUUCCAUUGGCUCCGCCGGUGGGGAAGGCUGCCUCGGUAUUUCAGGAAUGCGGUAGUCAUGGCAACGUUCCCCUCUCCCUUCCCGAUUCUCCUGAGCCCGCGCUUCCUGCCUUACGCCAAUCGCAAGCACAGCCUUGGUCAGCUGAUCCAUCGACUGCGGGCGGGGCGCGCGGGAAAGCUCGUCCUUCACUGUUGGGGACAACCCCUCCUCAAACAACAUCUGAAUGGGUUCCGAGUCCAAUUCCCACCCGAGCCGGUGGACUAACAUGGCAAAGCGUGACCAGUAGUCUCUAACUGACUGGUUCCCCUGUUUACAACCCAUCAGUUCCCGCCGAGUCACACUUUGCUGCACAUCACUGGAAUACAUCGCAUCCAUCGCCUGGAAGAAUUUCCUCAGGUCUUUCAAGGCGGCAUUUUGCGUUGCCAUUAGGGGCCUGAUCCAUUCCCUGGCCCCAUCCUGCAGAUGCCCAACAAUGUAUGCCACCCUCUCCCCAUCGUCCGCAAAAUCCUUAUGCUGCAGUUCCAAAGCGUAUUCUAUUUCCGUUCGGAACGCGUUGUAGUCCUGGGGUUUCCGCCCAAACUUGUGUACCAGUCCUGGUACCUUCCUUGCUACGGGGGUGGUCCGGACCUGUGCAUCGUGAGCCCGCCUUUCUUCCAACCGCGCCGUGAGAAGAGCCACAUGCUGUUCCAAAUCUCGGUUCCUCUCCACCAGAUUUUGCACUCCGGCUGCUCCCUCCGUGGCGCCGGCUUCUCCGGUUUGGCUCAUUCUGCUGCCUGCCUGUCGCUGCGCACAAGCAACGUCAAGGACUGACGGAUUGCUGUAAUAAAUGUAGGGGUUGCUCGUGCGCAAGUUGGUGCCACUCCUGGCUAGGUUGCCUUGUUAAACCUUUUCUGUCUGGACAGCCCUGCACUUCGUGGCUGUUCAGUCGCUAGCAGAAUCCGUCAGUGGGCGUUUCUUAAACCUUUUCCAGCAUAAAAGUUGUUUGGCUCCAAGUCUCCUCCUACUCUCCCUGCGAGGAAGCCUUCUGCGCAGGGAGGGCGUGGGUAGCGGAGGACCCGUGCUCUCCUCGCUGAUCUCCGGCGAGGAGUCCUGGAGCCCUCUCGCCGAUUCCCCCAUCUGCCCCCCUUUAUCCCUGGUGUUACGCUGAUUUCUUUCCCCAGCUGGUGAGCCUCCUCUCCCCCUGCUGGGCCCUUCUCCAGCAUCGCUUGAGAGCCUAGCCUCCGCCUCUGGCUCCGAUGUCAGUUCCCUGACACAAGUAUUCAGUAUCCUAAAACCAAAAACUAGUGUAUUAAAACCUAGUAUUCAACAGCCAGAUAGAAGGACCAGCAAUUGCAGUCCUAGUCGCAGUGCCUCCCUGCUGUCAUUCCAAGGCAAAGUCUGAGAGUACAGACUCAGGCAGACAACGAUCUGGAAUUCAAAUGGCCACAACUUUAUUGAUUACAUGUGUUGGUGGAACUUAGGCUCAGGCAUGGGGUAUCUUUCAGCAGACGGGGGGAGGGCAGCAGUUGGAGAUGGGUGUCCCAGAGUGACUUAGGGUGGUGUGUGGCCCCUCAUCUGAUACACCAGCCAUGCAAUGAGCUCAGUACCACUUUGCUUCACAACGCCUCAGGCAGGAUGCCAGGAUCCUCUAGGAUUCUUCAUGCAAGAUGAAGGCCUUUCUUGUAGGAAAUGAUGCAUGAUGAAUUAAUGUGUCUGUUUUGCCACAGAAAAAAACAACAAUAGGAAGCCACACUUGGUAGAGGCACUCUGCGGGAUUGUUGUAAAAUACUUGUGUUAAUCACAUACACCUGACAAACUAACAAAACUAGAAUCAUAGAAUCAUAGAAUCAUAGAGCUGGAAGAGACCACAAGGGCCAUCGAGUCCAACCCCCUGCCAAGCAGGAAACACCAUCAGAGCACUCCUGACAUAUGGUUGUCAAGCCUCUGCUUAAAGACCUCCAAAGAAGGAGACUCCACCACACUCCUUGGCAGCAAAUUCCACUGUCAAACAGCUCUUACUGUCAGGAAGUUCUUCCUAAUGUUUAGGUGGAAUCUUCUUUCUUGUAGUUUGGAUCCAUUGCUCCGUGUCCGCUUCUCUGGAGCAGCAGAAAACAACCUUUCUCCCUCCUCUAUGUGACAUCCUUUUAUAUAUUGGAACAUGGCUAUCAUAUCACCCCUUAACCUCCUCUUCUCCAGGCUAAACAUGCCCAGCUCUCUUAGCCGUUCCUCAUAAGGCAUCGUUUCCAGGCCUUUGACCAUUUUGGUUGCCCUCCUCUGGACACGUUCCAGUUUGUCAGUGUCCUUCUUGAACUGUGGUGCCCAGAACUGGACACAGUACUCCAGGUGAGGUCUGACCAGAGCAGAAUACAGUGGCACUAUUACUUCCCUUGAUCUAGAUGCUAUACUCCUAUUGAUGCAGCCCAGAACUGCAUUGGCUUUUUAGCUGCCGCGUCACACUGUUGGCUCAUGUCAAGUUUGUGGUCAACCAAGACUCCUAGAUCCUUUUCACAUGUACUGCUCUCAAGCCAGGUGUCCCCAUCUUGUAUUUGUGCCUCUCAUUUUUUUGCCCAAGUGCAAUACUUUACAUUUCUCCCUGUUAAAAUUCAUCUUGUUUGUUUUGGCCCAGUUCUCUAAUCUGUCAAGGUCGUUUUGAAGUGUGAUCCUGUCCUCUGGGGUGUUAGCCACCCCUCCCAGUUUGGUGUCAUCUGCAAAUUUGAUCAGGAUGCCCUUGAGUCCAUCAUCCAAGUCGUUGAUAAAGAUGUUGAAUAAGACCGGGCCCAAGACAGAACCCUGUGGCACCCCACUAGUCACUCUUCUCCAGGAUGAAGAGGAACCAUUGAUGAGCACCCUUUGGGUUCGGACAGUCAGCCAGUUACAAAUCCACUGAGUGGUAGCAUAGUCAAGACCGCAUUUUACCAGCUUCUUUACAAGAAUAUCAUGGGGCACCUUGUCAAAUGCCUUGCUGAAAUCAAGGUAGGCUACAUCCACUGCGUUCCCUUCAUCUACCAGGCUUGUAAUUCUGUCAAAAACGAGAUCAAGUUAGUCUGACAUGACUUAUUUUUCAGAAAUCCAUGCUGACUAUUGGUGAUCACAGCAUUCCUUUCUAGGUGCUCACAGACUGUUUGCUUAAUGAUCUGCUCCAGAAUCUUCCCUGGUAUUGAUGUCAGACUGACUGGGCGGUAAUUAUUUGGGUCCUCUCUUUUCCCUUUUUGAAAAUAGGGACAACAUUUGCCCUCCUCCAGUCUGCCGGGACUUCGCCUGUUCUCCAGGAAUUCUCAAAGAUGACUGCCAGUGGUUCUGAGAUCACAUCUGCCAGUUCUUUUAAUACUCUUGGAUGCAGUUCAUCUGGCCCUGGAGACUUGAAUACAUCUAAACUAGCCAAGUAUUCUUGUACUAUCUCCUUAGUUAUUCUGGGCUGUGUUUCCUUUGCUGAAUCAUUUGCUCCAAAUUCUUCAGGUCGGGCAUUGUUUUCUUUAUCGGAGAAGACUGAGGCAAAGAAGGCAUUGAGGAGUUCAGCUCUUUCUGUGUCCCCUGUUUGCAUUUCACCAUCUUCUCCUCUGAGUGACCCCACUGUUUCUUUGUUCUUCCUUUUGCUACGGACAUACCCAUAAAAGCCUGUGUUGUUGCUUUUAACCUCUCUAGCAAGCCUGAGUUCAUUCUGUGCUUUAGCUUUUCUGACUUUGUGUCUACACGUGCUGGCUAUUUGUUUGAGUUCCUCUUUGGUGGUUUCCCCCCUUUUCCAUUUUUUGUACACAUCCUUAUUUAAUCUUAACUCAGUUAAAAGUUCUUUAGAUAGCCACCCUGGCUUCUUUAGGCACCUUCCAUGUUUCUGUCUCAUUGGUAUUGCCUGACGUUGUGCUUUUACUAUCUCCCUCUUAACAAACUCCCAGCCAUCAUGAACUCCCUUUCCUUUUAGUAUUACUGUCCAUUGGAUCUCACCCAGCACUUCCCUAAGUUUUAUGAAGUCAGCUUUCUUAAAGUCAAGAAAUUGAGUCCUAGUAUGCUUGGCUGCUCCUUUCCGCUGUAUAGUAAACUUCAGAAGAGCAUGAUCACUCGCGCCUAAUGAUCCUUCCACUUCUACCCCACUAACCAGGUCAUCAACAUUGGUUAGGACCAGAUCUAAAAUGGCUGUUCCUCUUGUUGCUUCUCCCACUUUCUGGACAAUGAAGUUGUCUGCAAGGCCAGUGAGGAAUCUGUUUGACCUUAUGCUCUUGGCUGAGUUUGACAUCCAACAAAUAUCCGGGUAAUUGAAGUCCCCCAUUACUACUAUCUCCCUCCUUUUGCAUGCUUGGCCAUCUGUUCCAGGAAGGCAUCAUCUAUGUCCUCCGUUUGGCUUGGGGAUCUAUAGUAAACUCCCACAAUGAGGUCACUGUUAUUCUUCUCCCCCUUAAUUUUGACCCAAAUGCUCUCACAUUGGCUUUGAGGUUCUAAAUCUUGGAUCUCUUCACAGGUAUACAUAUCCCUGACAUAUAACGCCACUCCUCCUCCGUUCUUGUCUGGUCUGUUUCUCUGAAAUAGAUUGUAUCCCCCCAUUAUUACAUUCCAAUCGUGGGACUUAUCCCACCAGGUUUCAGUGAUGCCUAUUAUGUCAUAUUUAGUUUGCUGUACCAAGAGCUCAAGCUCAUCUUGUUUAUUUCCCAUGCUUUGCGCAUUAGUGUACAGACAUUGAAGUCCAUUAAUCAUUUCCCCGUGACUCUUAUUUAAGGAUUUUUUCCUCCCACCACUAGGUCUGUGUGCUGUUUGCUCCAUUUGGUCUAUGACAUUUGGAUGAUCAUCUUCAUCAAUUGAUAGACUCCUACCUUCAGGAGCACUGUCUCCCGCCCCCACAUUAGUCAGUUUAAAGCCCUCCUGAUGAGGUUUCUGAGAUUUUUGGCAAAAACAUUUCUCCCAACCGUUGUGAGGUGCAGCCCAUCGCUUGCCAGAAGUCCAUCUUCAAGAAACUGCAGUCCGUGAUCUAAGAAUCCAAACCGUUCCUGUUUACACCAUUUGCGAAGCCAGCUGUUCACUUUUUCCCUCUCUCCCUGGGCCACGUCGUUCAACUGGGAGGACAGGUGAGAUGACAAUUUGUGCAUUUAAUUGCUUCAAUUUCCUGCCCAGAGCCUCGUAGUCUCUUUUGAUCUUCUGGAGGCUAUUGCUUGCAGUGUCAUUGGUUCCUACAUGAACCAAGAGGAAGGGGUAUUUGUCAGUGGGUUUUAUGAUUCCUUGCAGUCGUUCAGUUACAUCUUGGAUCUUAGCCCCGGGAGACAGCACACUUCCCGAGACAUCUUGUCAGGCCCACAGAUCACUGCUUCUGUUCCCCUCAGUAGGGAAUCCCCUAUCACCACUACACGCCUCCUCUUAGGUUUGUUCGGGGUCCUUCCGUGAGCUGUCCGUUCCAAGGUCGCCUGCACAUUCCCUGAGGACUGACUUUGCUGCUCGUCUUCAUAUACCUGAUCGACUGUAAUGAGGGAGAGAUCCUCAAAUGGAGUCUGCUCUUCGUCUUCCAUGCCAGGGGAGAGGACCUCAAAGCGAUUGUGUAUUUCUAAACAAUCAGAGCGAACCCUGGGCCUCCUACUUCUUUGAGUCACGUUUCUCCAUAUAUCUGGCUCCUGUGUUGGUGAACUAGCCUCCUUCUCAGGGGAGUCCCCUGUCACCUCCUUGGUGGAGACAGUGUGCUCUGUUGCUUCCAAGAAGAGCUCCAGCUCUCUAAUUCUUUGGAGUGUAGCUACACGUUCCUCCAGUUGCUGGACUUUGUCUUUUAAGAGGGCAAUCAACAUGCAAUUGCUGCAGGUAAAGCUGCCUGCAACCUUUGGCAAGAUGGCAAACAUUGCGCAGGAACCGCAGGCGACUGCAGCUGUUCCCUCCCCUCCAUCUUGAGAACGUGUCGUUCGGGGUGGCUACAGCGGUCCUCCAUCAUAAAAAGCGUGAAGACAGGACAAAUAACUUCCCCCCCCAAAAAACCUAGGUCUCCCCCAACAAACGUUUGAGACUAGCUCCCCUAAAUCUAAAAGAUGGCUCAAACUCCUCCCACAGCUAAUCACCUGUCUCAACAGAAACCCUUUGCACAGGGAGAACAGCUAAUCAGCCACAAAGAAACACACACACACAAGAAAACCCUUUUUGCUCCUUCUUCAACUGCUGCCCUGCAAGCUCUCAAAAAAACUAACUUUUUGUUAGGCUAUUUUGUUUCAUGUGAAAUGGCCCUAGGAAAUACUUCUCCAAUCCUGAAACAGCUGGAAUAGAAUAGAAUAGAAUAGAAUAGAAUAGAAUCUUGGAGUUAUGAGGUUUUAUAAAUUUUAGAGUGUAAAAGAGAUGAGGGUAUAUUUCAUGGUUCUACUUCCUUCAUUUUAGUUUCCAAUUCUUUUAGUUUCCAUUGUGCAAGCUAGAAAACUGUAGCUUUACCUCCCUCCUGUGGUGGCUAAAGCCCUUUGCAGCUUAUAGCGAGAAUAUAAAAGGGAGAGCACCCACAAAGAAUUCAGGCUUGUAUAAAGAGGCUUUUAAAAUAUAUAAUCCUUCUUUGCCUAAAACAUCCUUUGAUUGACUUGAAUAUACAAUGGAUUUCUUCUUUGAUUGACAAAUCAUGUUGGAGAUAAGCACAAAAAUGUUAGUGUAAGGUCAUUUGCAUUUUUGAAACCUUUAACUCUGCGGUGCUGCACAAAUGCCUCUUGCACAGGCCGCGUGAAAUCCUCUCCACACUCACUUAGGGCUAUAUGGAUGUGCCUCAAGUGGUUCCAAAAUUCAUUCCCACUUCCAUCUGGUAUUUUCCAGUCUGCUGCAGUUUUAUUUUUUACAAGUCUGUCUUCUGUUUUUUUGUCUGAUAUAUGGAGUUUUAAAAAAAUGUAUACCAUAAACUACAAUACACGCAUAUUGCUCAGUCAUCAAGAGAUACUUGCAAAUCAAUCAGUUUUCCUGUGUGCUCCCUUGCAAAGAGGUAGCCCUGAUAGUCUUUUGCAGCAAAAACAACAGUUCCCCAGUCCUUUGAGGUCCGAUUGCUCAGCCUGGGGUGCUUUGGGAGGAAGUGUGGGAUGUAAAUGGAUAAUAAUAAUAAUAAUAAUGACCACCACCCUCCUCUUCCUUCUCCUCUUCCUAUGCUCUUCCUCCGAAAAGACCUUCUCCAUACUAAUUAAGGCACCCAAAAGCAGAAUCCUAACUUGCUCAGAAGCAAAUCCUGCUGAAUUCAAGAUGAGUCUGGUUAAGUCAUCAGUUCAGACACUAAAAUAUACCAUUGUUACAACCUGUGGACUUGGAUACUCAUUUCGCAGAUUUAGUAAAUGUGGAACUCUGAGGUAGAAUAGAUGCUGAAUAAGUGGCAAGGGUUGUAUUUUCACCAGGAGAGACCAGUAGGGCCAAGAGCUUCCAGAGGAGUUACUGUGUCUUAGGAUGUUGUGGCUCUCAAAGGGUCUGCCGCUUCUUGGUCUGCCACUCUUUAUGGGAGUUACUUGGUAUACUAAUGAUAGUAAAUCAUUAUAUGAUAGUAAUGAUAGUAAAAAGUAAAUUGUAGAUUAACUACAGUUUCUGUGAACAUCCAGGUUUCGUGCAUAGCAACUAUAUGACCUGCAGAAAUUCUGUUUGUAUUACUUUGCACUUGCCUCUGCCAUUUGUGAAGCAGCAACUUCAGGCUUGUCCUGACUCACAACACUGCAUCCUUCCUUUGUUUUCCUGAAUUCCUGUAUUCUUGUUUCUAUAAGCUUUUGUUCUACUGUUUCACUAGCUUUGUGUUGUAUUUUUGACUUUUGACCUUUUACUUUGUAUCUUUGCUCAGUCUCUUUAUGAUAUCAUCGUGCAUUGUGGCCAAAGUCAUUUUGAAGGAACUGAACAGUUCUUCCUCAGCCUCAUUAGGGAAUGGCUGUGGCUCAGAAGGAGCCAAGGUUUUCUCUUUCUGCAGUCUGACUGCUAAUGGAUCUAUUGCCAUACUGGAUUCCAAGAAAACUGGUGGAACACUAGGACCUAGAGCAGGCUUCUUUUGGGGCAUCUGACCAAGUUUAAUAGCUCCUAGUGAUUCUGUUACCUUCUCAGCCGAGGGAUUGGAUCUGCAAAUAUCAGGUUACUCCCUUUGCUCAGGCUUUGUCGGGAUUGAGCACUGCUGACUUUCCAGCUGAGAGGAACUGAUGACGUAAACAUUAAGCAGUGAAGGUUGAUCAGUUGUACUGGCAACAUUGCCUUUUUUAUCAGGGUGGGAGGACUGCAAAUAUUCCAGUCAUUCUGCUUCUGCUCCCACAUAAUCCAAAUCUGUGGGUAAAUCUAAUGAUGGAUAGAACUUAUUUUCAAGCAACAUUUGCCACUCUUUGGCAUUGACCUUCUCUUUCUUUAGUCCUCCUCGCUUUUCACCUAUGGAGAAUUGGUCAGUUCUGGGCUAUCUCCAUAGAGUCAGGGCAGCAGCUUCUUUUGAAGAUCCAGAUGGUCUGACAUCAUUUUUCCAGGUGGAAAAAAAUUAAGUAUUCCCUGUUUGGUGGAAUACCCUGGGCUCUUGCUCCCCUUGCAGAGAUCUGAAGCUUCGAACCACAUGCAAAAAGCAACAGGUCUGUAGCUCUUGCCCUUCAGGUUGCACCAAAGGCCCCUGCCUUUGACAUGAGGGAAGGGAGGGGACAAACAGCCUCAAGGAGCUUAGGCAGCAGUCCCAGGUGAAAAACAUGUCUAAAGUAGAACCAGAGAUGACAUUUCUCUAAUACUGCUAUCCCGAGUAGACAAAGCACAAAUUUCUGAGCUUGUAAUGCCUGUCUGCUUUUUGAGGUGAGUUUUAUGAGUUUUAUGUGCAUUUCGGGACGCGGGUGGUGCUGUGGGUUAAACCACAGAGCCUAGGACUUGCCGAUCAGAAGGUCGGCGGUUCGAAUCCCCGCGACGGGGUGAGCUCCUGUUGUUCGGUCCCUGCUCCUGCCAACCUAGCAGUUCAAAAGCACAUCAAAGUGCAAGUAGAUAAAUAGGCAGCGCUUCGGCGGGAAGGUAAACGGUGUUUCCGUGGCUGCUCUGGUUCGCCAGAAGUGGCUUAGUCAUGCUGGCCACAUGACCCAGAAGCUGUACGCCAGCUCCCUUGGCCAGUAAAGUGAGAUGAGCGCCGCAACCCCAGAGUCAGUCACGACUGUACUUAAUGGUCAGGGGUCCCUUUACCUUUACCUUUACAUGUGUAUUUACAUGCCAAGGAGCAUGACCUUUGGGUGCACAGCUUUGAAUUUACUCUGUUGUGACAGUGAAACUCUACGAUUAAUUGGUGUGUUUUUUAUCUCCCCCAUUGUGGCCUCCCACUCUAGCAUUCCUUUCCACAUAAAGGAGAAGCAGCAAGAAUUAGAAAGGGAAAAAAUGGAAGUGAAACGCCUGGACAUUUGGAAGCCCGCUCCAUCUCUGCUGCAGUCUUUGUUUACAACUGGACUGACGAAAUGAUCGACUUUUCUGGUUGCAUGUCAUAAGGUCCCUGGGAAUAUACCUGCUAACAAUUCAUUGUCCUAGAAUAAUUGUCAUUAUUUGUAGAAGGUGCUUAUGUCCAGGUACAGGUUUCUUUAAAAAUGAAAUUAGACAUUAGCCAUUUUAGUAUAAAUCACGUUACUUUCUUGAAACUAUUAGUCUGCAUUCACAAAUGAAAAUAAUACAUUUUACACUUGCUCAGUGGUACUUUCAUCUAGUCAAAGUUAAUAUGUUCUAAGGCUGAACCUAGACUUUAAAUUAGAUGCCAGGAGUUUAGAUGCCAACAGUUUGCAUAGCAGAUUUGCAUACAACUCUUGUAUGGAAAGUGGACAUGGAACAGAGACUUUAGAGUUGGAAGGAACUCAUUCUCUUCUGAUAAUUUCAGCCAAGGAUUUUCAGCCACUUGUGAUGUGAUAUCCUGGUGAUUCUAGGUAGUGGUUGCUGGGCUGAGAAGCUGCAGAGAUCCAAGCACCAUGAGACUUUUUUUAAAAAAAGAAACCUUCAAUAAACGCAUACAAUUAAAAAUCAGAGCCUUAGUCAUUUCAUACAGUUAUUAAGGAAAGUAAUUGACAACUCCAUCCAACACCCACCCUCCCCAGAAUACCUGAGAAGUGGUCCCUGCUGCGUUGAAAGAGCCAGUGAUGCAGCAGCUCCUAAAGAAACUGGCUCUGGACCCGUUUGGACCGAAGCAGCUAUUGAGCAGCUAGAAAUACUCACUUUGGGGGAAACUGGUGGAGAGGGCUGUGGUAGGACAGCUACAAACAUUAUUGGAGGCAGAGGCGCCAACGGGAGGGAG